CCUCUGAAGAACCCCAGGCCCAUCCAGGCAGCGUCGUUAGGAUUAACAGAAGUCAGUACAAUCGAGUCACAACAGGGAAUGAUGAAGAUGUCUUCUGCCUUCCUGCUGCUGGUGCUGCUCUUUGUCUCUGGGCUCGCAACAGGACAGGGACAAGAAACACGCUAUGAAAAGUUUCGUAGACAGCACAUCGGCGGCAAGAUAACUGCAGACGACUGCGAUGCAGAGAUGUCACGCAAGCGCAUCUAUGCUGAAAACAACUAUUGUAAAGACAAAAAUUCGUUCAUCCUUGGCAGUCCUAAUAGCAUCAAAGCCAUUUGUCAGGGUCAAGGAACACAGUAUGAAAACACGCUGUUGACAAAGAGUAACGCACUGUUUAAAACUGUUGUGUGUGAACUGAAGAAUGAGGGAGCCAGGAAACCCCACUGUCAGUACAAGGGUCAGCUUCUCAAGAACAGAGCUGUUGUAGUUGGAUGUGAACAGCAGCUGCCUGUGCAUUUUGCAGACGACAUACUGAUUUUCGGAUAAAGAUUGUCCUCUACAUCUGCAUGUACUUCACCUGGUUGUUGUUGCUGCAUUGAAUGUAGCUGGUAUCACAUGAAUGAUAAAAACAAAUGAAUAAAAAAUGAUGAUGCUGAACCAGAA
This is a messenger RNA of Stegastes partitus (bicolor damselfish), 642 nucleotides long. Its product is annotated as ribonuclease-like 3. The record is from RefSeq and is a predicted model, not a curated record. The transcript is spliced from 4 exons. Gene Ontology annotation, biological process: angiogenesis; defense response to Gram-negative bacterium; defense response to Gram-positive bacterium. NCBI's taxonomy places the organism in Eukaryota, Metazoa, Chordata, Actinopteri, Pomacentridae. Gene Ontology annotation, molecular function: RNA nuclease activity; nucleic acid binding. The coding region runs from base 79 to 525 and encodes 148 amino acids.